This is a messenger RNA of Striga hermonthica, 366 nucleotides long. Lineage: Eukaryota; Viridiplantae; Streptophyta; Magnoliopsida; Lamiales; Orobanchaceae. The record is from the annotation of a GenBank genome assembly.
AUGGACCUCCGGCAGUCGAUCGCCGUCCAAACCGACUUCUCCUCGUGGCUCAUGAAGCAACUCAUCUCCACCCGCGUCAAGGACAACAACUUCGUAUUCUCGCCCCUCUCAAUUCAUGUUGUGCUGGCCAUGGUAGCGGUGGGGUCGGGGCCCCCUGCACGCGACCAGCUCCUGCGCUACCUCAUGUUCGAUUCGAUCGAGGAGCUCAAUUCCCUAUCGUCGCAGAUCGCCACACGGCUGCUAGCCGACGGCGGGCCGCUCGGCGGCCCUCUCCUGUCCAUCGCCAACGGGGUUUGGGUCGAACGCAGCCUUGCGCUGAAGCCUGCUUUCAUAGAAACCAUCGAGAAUGCUUACGGAGCGCAUUAG